Polyodon spathula (Mississippi paddlefish) is the source of this 650-nucleotide messenger RNA. Its product is annotated as leucine-rich repeat-containing protein 49-like. The transcript is spliced from 3 exons. Gene Ontology annotation, molecular function: protein binding. The record is from RefSeq and is a predicted model, not a curated record. The coding region runs from base 6 to 536 and encodes 176 amino acids. NCBI's taxonomy places the organism in Eukaryota, Metazoa, Chordata, Actinopteri, Acipenseriformes, Polyodontidae.
GGCUGAUGAGCACUGGCAGAUCCCCACUGAGUCCCAAGCUGGCAUAUGCCAGUGAGUUCAUCGUUCAAGAGAGGUCUGUCCCCCAGGCAUCGAUAUCCCCCUGCCUGGGAUCAUCUGGAGAUGCCUCAGCUCAGAACUUCAGGUCCAGAGCUCGGCAGGUGUCUCACAGUGCAGGCACCAGCCCCUCCAACAGCAAUAGAGCCACCAUCAACUCUACCAGUACUGCAAACUUAAUACUGUCCAUUUCUAUAAGGAGGAGGAAUCUGCUCAUCUGUCCCCUGCUGGAGGGAGAGGAGAAUUUGCGGCUGCUCAACUUACAGCACAACCUGAUCUCUGAGAUCCAGCACCUCUCUCACCUGAGGCGGCUCAUCUUCCUCAACCUGUAUGACAACCACAUCACUGAGAUCACCGGGCUGGCCGCACUCACCAGCCUGCGCGUCCUUAUACUGGGCACCAACAGAAUCUCAAGGAUUUCUGGUCUGGAGAGCCUGUCCAAACUGUAUGCUCUGGAUCUUCAUGGAAACCAGGUACACUAAAAAUGGCCAGUCGGUACAUCAAAACUAUCGCCCUGCAACCUUCCUUACCCUUCUGACAUACAUGCCACAUUUCCAUCUGCCACUGGGAUUGACUCGUUUAUUUCCAUCAGCAGC